Molecule: messenger RNA, 3094 nt
Organism: Cololabis saira (Pacific saury)
Lineage: Eukaryota; Metazoa; Chordata; Actinopteri; Beloniformes; Belonidae
Gene: cog1
Product: component of oligomeric golgi complex 1
Exons: 15
Coding region: 36-3020 (994 amino acids)
Biological process (GO): intra-Golgi vesicle-mediated transport
Cellular component (GO): COG complex; Golgi apparatus
Source: RefSeq, a predicted model, not a curated record
GAUUCCCCGUGUUUCCGGGUUGCGGUGCUGGUUCGAUGGCGGAGACUCCAGCCGUGCACCUGCGGGUGUCGGAGAUCCGGGACCCGGCGGUCCUGUUCGAGCGGCACGACACGGAGCAGAUCCGCGGGGUGGAGCGGCGGGUGCGGGCGGAGAUCGAGCAGAAGAAGGAGGAGCUGCGGCAGAUGGUGGGGGAGCGGUACCGGGACCUGAUCGACGCGGCUGACACCAUUGGGGAGAUGCGCCAGUGCUCCGGGAGUGUGGUCCGCUCCGUGACGGACAUGCAGCACUACUGCCUGCUGCUGAAGCAGGGCCGGGCCGGGGGGGGAGGCCCGGUGGAGGUCCAGAGGCCGUGGCAGCAGAAGUUCUACACCAUGGCCUCUCAGAUCAAGCUGCUCCUGGAGAUCCCCGAGCGGAUCUGGAGCUCCAUGGAGGCGAGCCAGUACCUGCAGGCCACGCAGCUGUACCUGCUGUGCUGCCACCUGCACGGCCUGCUGCAGCUGGAGGCCUCGUCCGCAGGCCUGUGCAGCCCCGUCCUGGCCCGCUUCCCCAUCCUGGUGCGGCAGGUGGCCACCACCGGACACUUCAGGUCCACCAUCCUGCUGGAGAGCAGGUCUCUGCUCCGGGGCCGGGCCGUGUCGGACCAGGCCAUCGCCGAGGCCAUGGUGUCCACCAUGCUGCUGGAGGACAGCUCGCCCCGCCAGGCCCUGGCCGACUUCCUGCUGGCCCGGAAGGCUUCCAUCCACCAGCUGCUGAACCAGCCGCAGCACGGUGCCGGGAUCAAGGCGCAGGUGUGCAGCCUGGUGGAGCUGCUGGUCACCACUCUGUUCCAGGCCUAUGCAGUGUUCUACGUGGCCCCUGAGGGGGCCCCCCGGCCGGGGGGGCCCGGGGACGGCUCCCUGAGCUGCGGUCUGCUCUUCACCAUCCUGGAGAACGUCACCUCCACCACCGCCGGUAAAGGCAGGAAGGUGCUGCAGGAGGAGUCAGGUGCAGGCAGCUGGUUCAGGUGUCUGCCUCCAUCCGUCACAGAGUUCCAGCCCCGCCUCCGCACGCUGGCUCAGCCAAUCCAGAGGGAGCAGCUCCGGGACACGCUCCAGCAGUGGAUUCACACCUGUAAGGAGGACAUCUGCGGCGGCGUGGGCAGCCUGCUGGUCUACGUGAAGAGCCUGAAGGGGCUGGCGUCCAUCAGAGACGCCGUGUGGGACCUGCUGUCCUCCGACUCCAUCAGCCAGCACUGGAGCUCCGUGUGCCAGCGGCUGCUGGAGCGCCCCCUGCCGGUGUGGGAGGACUUCCUGCAGCAGCUCUUCCUGCAGCGCCUGCAGGCCAUCACCAAAGAGGAAACUGAAGCCAUUGCAGCGAGCUCCGUGCUGCUGCUCACGUCAGCGGUGGAGGAGCUGGAGAGCGAGCCCCCCGGGUCUGGGUCUGGGUCUGGGUCUGGGUCCGGCCCCGGCUCCGGCCCCGCCGGGGCCCAGUACGAGGGCGACGUGGCGGCCUUCCUGUGGUCGGAGGCCCCGGGCGACCUGCCCAGCGACGCGGCCUGGGUGAGCGUGAACCAGCGGGGCCAGCAGCGGGGGCCCGGGGGCAGCGGCCUGGCCAUGAAGACCCAGGCCCUCACGCCCGCCGUGCAGAACUUCUGCUCCUCCCUGGACGCAAAGCUGCAGAGCCGGCUGGAGGACCUGCAGUUCUACCUCCCCCCCCAGGACCAGGGACCGCCCCCCCUCUCCGCUCCAUCCUCCUCCCCAUCCUCCUCCUCCUUCGACCGCUUCACGGACUCCCCGGCGGUGGAGGAGUCUCUGCGGCGCGGCUGCUCGGCCUGCGUCCGCCGCCUGCUCUCCUCCGUCCGCUCCAGGCUGGCGGCCGCCCCGCCGGACGCAGCGCCGGCCCGGCUCACCGCCGUCCUGUUCAUGGCCCGGCUGUGCCAGUCCACGGGGGAGCUCUGCCCCAACCUGAAGCACUGCAUCCUGGGGAAACACGGCGGCCCCGACGCCGCAGCUAAAGGGACCCCGAGGCCGGGGAAGAAGCUGGGCAAGCAGAGGGGCAGCGUGGCCGAGGUCAGCGCCCCGCAGGCCGAGUGGGCGGCGCUGAAGGACGAGCUGCUGACCUGCAGCAUGGAGGCGUAUCGGAUCUGGAGCUCCGCCCUGGCCAAGGUGAUGCUGCAGAGCUUUGGCGAGGCUCUGCACGCCCAGUCCGCCGGAGCCAUCCUCACCACCGUCACCAACUGGGAGGACCUGGAGAUCCAGGAGGAGACGGAGUCGGGGACCAGCGUCACGUCCAAGAUCCGUCUUCCAGUGCAGCCGUCCUGCUUCGUGCAGUCCCUGCUGUUCCAGCUGUGCGUGGAGGUGAACAGGGUGGGGGGCCACGCCCUGCCCCCCCCCACCCUGCAGGAGCUGCUGCACACCUGCCUGGACCAGGCCCUGCAGCUCUACCAGCGCCUGUCUGAGCAGGACCGGACCCGGGAGGGUGUGUUCCCCGUCACGCAGACCCGAGCCCUGCAGCUGCUGUUCGACCUGCGGUACCUGAACGCCACGCUGAGCAGCCGGCUGGACGAGGGCCGGGGCUCCCGCUGCAGUCAGGACCCCAGGUUCCAUACGAUCUGCGACUGGUUGGAAACGUUCAUCGACCCGUUUGACCUGGACGUGUUCACACCGUCCCUGAACGCCAACCUGAACCGGCUGUCCCAGAGGACCUCGGUGCUGCUGGGGCUGCUGAUCGGCUCAGAGAAGCAGCUGGUCUCUCGGAGCAGCUCCGUCAACUCCCAGGAGCCGUCCAACAUCCUCCCUCUGGCCAGCAGUCAGAUCAGGUUUGGGUUGUUGCCUCUCAGCAUGUCAAAUUCACGGAAAUCCAAGUCUUCUUCCAGAGGAUCGGACGCUCCCCAAAAGCUGGCUCCCCGGUCCUCCACAUCAGGGAACGACGGCAGCUUCCGGCCCGGCAGCCUCUUCAGGCAGCUGGCUGAGCAGGACGAGGAGGCGGCGGCGGCUCCUUCUCUCUUCAAACUGAGCUGGCUGUCUGGCAUGGCCAAAUAACCCUGUAGUGCUUUUUACCAACCUUUGCAGAUACUUUAUAAAAACACUGUAUAGUAAAUCUAAUUUUUCCUUUA